AUACCCUAUUAUUGAGGAGAAGCCAUAACGAUUUGAACUAGUGCCCAUAUUAUAAUUAUGAAACAGAUGAUGAGUAGGCUGCAUUUCAUUUCUCUCCAAAACUCACCAUGAGAAGAAGGGAACAGUUGCAGAAAAUGGCUUAAGUUUUAAAAAAAGAAGGGAAGAAAAGAAAAAAACUCGAGCGAGGAAAGGAAUUGAGUCCGUAGCAGUAAACGGGCAAAAGCCAAAAGCCAAGAUUUGUGGUUAACCAUUCGUCUCUCUUAUGUCCGUCUGCGAAAUCAUCGGCCUCUGUGAUCCCCCUAAUACUUUUUCGGCCAAACUAAUCACACUCUCCCUCUUCAUCCACCCCUAAGUUUUUCAUCCCCCAUCAAACAACAAAUAAACCUAAACCCCCCUUUUUGAUUCAUCGCACCCUGAGAUCUGCUUUCUUCUUCUCUCAUUCUGUUUCCAUCUUUUCUCUGCAAUCAAUUUGAUUUGUACACUUCGUGAUUUCGAAUUCAGUGCAUUGAAACAUCUCUGAUCAAGCUCCCUUUCACGAUUCCCGAGACGAUAACCCUCCUUUUCCCGCGAUUUUCAAAAGUAGUAGAUCUGUGGAUCGUUGUUGUUAUCUGGAUCUGAUCGGGUUUGUCCAUAUUGAAAUCCGCGCAUCACUUUGCGUUGGAUUUAGCGAUUUAUCUCGGCAUGAGCAAUGAACGACCUUUUUGCCCCUGUUUGCUUCUGCGCAUAAUGUGACUUGAACGGUAUUUUUCUCUUUUAUGCGGUCUCUAAAGCCCUUGUGAAAUUGAGAACCAUAUCUACAGGGUUGUUUUGAGCUGCAUUGCUUUUUCGCGGAGUACUGAUUGGGACGAAAUCUCUAGCGACCCUUGUUUCAAAAGUUGAAGUUUGCCCUUUUCCUAUUGAUGCAUUGCCAAGGUGGACUCAAAUGAGUUAGUUGAUUGGGAAAGAAAAAUGUGUUGCUUGGGGAAGCCCAGGUUACUCUAGUCUGUGAGAUUUUGCUGCGUACUUGGAUUACAAGAGAUAUACUGUGCGCAUUAAUCUUUGUUGAUAGUGUCCUGCAGUGGGCUGGGUUAUUUCAAGUUUCUCCAAUGUGGCAAUUGGAGAAUGCUUUAUGACUUCUGGGCAGCCUUUGCUGUCAUCAGAUACUUCUUCUGCAGUGCAUCCUCGAAAUCACAGCUUAGGAUCCAUUGGUUGCCUCUGCAGCAAUGUUUCUUUUUCAUCCUCUAGCUUUGAAGAGGGACAGAGCAAUUACUUAGAUGUAAAGGAAGGAGAAGAAGAAGAAGCUUUCUCUGUUGGUGAAACUGCUUUUCAGCCAAGUCCCCUUGAACGUACUCAUCCACUAGAAAAGACAAGGAAGUUCCACUCUGUUGAUCUUCAAUUCUUACGGCAGAUCUCAUUGGUGCGCCCCACGCGCGAGAGGAAACAUCUGGUAUCGUGGGGUGCAAUGGAACUGAACAACAAUGCCAAUACUUCCCCAGCCUUUGAAAUUUCUAGAACUACUACAGUACAACGAGAAAAGUUCCACAAGUCACAGAAGUCCUGCCGGAAAAGUGUGGGUUGUGGAGAUAACUUGUUACAUGGAGAGAAUCCUCGAUUGAUAUAUAUCAAUGAUCCAAGAAGGACAAAUGACAAGUAUGAGUUCACUGGGAAUGAGAUUCGAACUAGCAAGUACACGUUGAUCACUUUCUUGCCAAAGAAUCUUUUCAUUCAGUUCCACCGGGUUGCCUAUUUAUACUUUCUGGCUAUAGCUGCUCUGAACCAGCUUCCACCUCUUGCAGUUUUCGGUAGAACAGUAUCCCUUUUUCCACUCUUGUUUGUGCUUUGUGUCACGGCAAUUAAAGAUGGCUAUGAGGAUUGGCGAAGGCACAGGUCAGAUAGGAAUGAGAAUAACAGGACGGCACUGGUGCUUCAAGAUGGGGAAUUCCGACCAAAAAAAUGGAAAAAGAUAUGUGCUGGUGAGGUUGUCAAGAUUCAUGCUGAUGAUACAAUUCCAUGUGACAUGGUUUUGUUGGGUACAAGUGAUCCUAGUGGACUUGCUUACAUUCAGACGAUGAACUUGGAUGGUGAGUCAAAUUUGAAGACAAGGUAUGCUAGGCAAGAAACAGCUUGUGUGGUAUUUGAGGGUUCCACAGUAUCGGGUUUGAUAAGAUGCGAGCAACCAAAUAGGAACAUUUAUGAGUUUACUGCCAAUAUGGAAUUCAAAGGACAACAAUUCUCCCUUAGCCAGUCAAAUAUUGUUUUGCGUGGUUGUCAGUUGAAGAACACGGAUUGGAUAAUUGGUGUUGUGGUAUAUGCUGGACAGGAAACUAAAGCCAUGUUAAAUAGUGCUGCAUCUCCUACCAAGAGAAGCAAGCUAGAAACUUAUAUGAACAGGGAAACCCUGUGGUUGUCAAUUUUUCUUUUUGUCAUGUGUCUGGUCGUGGGCCUUGGAAUGGGUCUAUGGCUCAACCGUCAUAGGGAACAGCUUGAUACCAUGCCUUAUUACAGAAAAAGAUAUUUCAAAAAAGGGAAAGAUAGUGGGAAAACAUUCAAAUACUAUGGGAUCCCAAUGGAGACUUUCUUUUCCUUUUUGAGUUCUAUUAUUGUAUUUCAAAUCAUGAUCCCAAUCUCUCUUUAUAUCUCAAUGGAAUUGGUUCGUUUGGGGCAGUCGUAUUUCAUGAUUGAAGAUAGGCAUAUGUAUGAUGAUAGCUCUGGCUCGAGGUUUCAAUGUAGAUCAUUGAAUAUAAAUGAGGAUUUAGGUCAAGUACGAUAUGUAUUUUCUGAUAAAACUGGGACACUUACUGAAAACAAAAUGGAAUUUCGAAGAGCAAGUAUUCAUGGAGGGAAUUAUGGGAGCUCUUUUCCUCCUAUUGGUUCGUCACAGCAACAAAAUACAACAGGUAUUAUCUGA
Carica papaya (papaya) is the source of this 2887-nucleotide messenger RNA. NCBI's taxonomy places the organism in Eukaryota, Viridiplantae, Streptophyta, Magnoliopsida, Brassicales, Caricaceae. The record is from RefSeq and is a predicted model, not a curated record.